AUGUUGACAGACAUCACAGGACAACCUCUCGGAUCAGCUUCUUCAAGUGCUACAUCUCACAAGAACAAUAUUAUGGUUAUGGUCAACAUUUAGUGUCCAUCAUUCUCGGCAUCUUGGUCCCCUUUUGUUCCCCUGUAUUCUUCUCAUGAAUAUUACAAGGUAAAAGGGGCCCCAAGAAAAGGGGGGCCGAGAUGCAAUCGUUCGAGUCGCAGACUCUAAUAUGGUUAACAACGGCGCAACAACUUCUACUGGAACAAGACGAGCUUCGUUACUACCAGGAGCAGCUCCGACAGGUGGUGGACCAGUCGCGGGAUCUUCAAUGUCUGACCCUGCUGACAUUAAGGUUUUUACCAUAUUGACACUAACCCAAGGUUUGCACCCUAGUUAUCCAAGGUUUGAACUCUUGUUGCAUUCCCAUUAGCAUUGUUUACCAACAUCCUUGGCUUGUAGUUUUCCUCCAGUAGGAAACAGGGAGUGCUGCUGCUCUUCAAGAAUUGUGAAGAACUCCUGAGGAAGGAGUCAGGGACGUUGACCUGGAGAAAGAAUACAGCAGCCGCCUCUAACGAUAAGAAGAUCGCCAAUUCAGCCUCUCCCUUUCGGCAUGCGCGUUGUUCCUUGUCGAUUUCUAUGGUGAGCCAUAACAGCUCCGUUCAUGCUGACGUUCGGGAAUUCGAGGUAUCCUCCAUCCUCCACGACGACUCGGAAGCGGAGUUAUCGAGUAACCUGUGGAGAUUGAGGGAACAACAAGAAAUUCCGGAAGGUACUUUUUAUCCUUUGCUGCCUUGUAUCUUGUGGUGUCGGUACGCUCAUGCACCUUUACGUUUACUAGUAGAAAUGUUGAUAUUAAUAUCAAAAUGAAAUAUCCUAUAAUCCAAAAACAAGAUGAAUGUCAUCGCAACUACUUUUCUCCAUUCCACUUCUAUUACCAGAUGCCGAAGUCCCCUGUCCCUUGCCAUAUACGAUUCACGGUGAGGUCGUUGACGAGGUGGAGAAUCGCAGUCUUGACGUGAGAAAACUAUCGAAGCUGGAAGCUGGACAAAAACUUGAGCUUGACGCACCACAAGAAGGCGGACUAUCCUCUUUUAUGUUGGCUCAAAUCAAUUCUAAUUCAUUUCGAUAUCUACAAGUACUAGGGGACUUUUCUAAUUUCCUCCUCAGGUAGGAGUAGGAUUGGUUGAAAUGCAUGCAAGAAGUGAAUUGCUUUGAGCUCUAACUCUUCCUCUGGCCCUCAGGGUGGUGGGAUUGUCAUAGCGUCGUCGCCUGUGGAUCAAGCAGCGACGGCGUCCUUUCUCAAGCUAAAUACGACAGAAGAUGACCAUGAUGAUGAACACGCAUCGGCAUUUGAGGCGGUAGUGCUUAUGGGGCAAGCGUCGAGUAUCAGGGAGGAUAACCAGACACUAGGAGAAGCGAAGGCGGAGGAACAACGUCGUACUAGGGUAUCUUCUAAAAGUGGUGCCAAUUAUGUGGGUACCGGGCCACGUGAUCCUACUUCUUCUACCGCAGCGGGCCCACCUGAUCCUACUUCAUCUGCGGCGAAAAACGCUGCACUAGGAGGUACUACAACAGAAGGGGCUGCACCACGACCACCAUCAUCUACGACUAGUGUGAACUACGACAUGCCACCACCAAGGAGAGCAAGACGGUCAUCUUGUGCUGGAGCUGGGUUCGAAAGGCCACAGCUGGAAGCAGCAACAGCGACGAACAAUAGUAGUCAAAAAACUCUUGUCAAAGAGGUGCCUCUGCCAGUACUAGAAAAUGACAUCGAAGGCGACGUUCCACCACCACCAGCGAAACGCUCUAGGCGACAUAGUAUUUCUUCCUUCGCUUCUGCUGGCGUCUCAAACCCGCAAUUAGACGAAGGAAUGAUCGCACCAAGUCAAGGCGAUUGGCAAGGAUCUAGUCAAAUCCAUAGUCAAAACACGAGUCGCAUCAUGGGGCCACCUCCUCGGUCGUCCGCACGUGGGAGAAGAAGCAGCGGUGCUGGUGGACCUGGUGUUGACUUUUCAACAUUAUCUAGUAGAGUACUAGGAGGGACUCCGUCAGCAACGGGAGGAGGGCGUGGUAUGUUGGCUGGAUUGUCAGAUGUAGAAGUGCAGAUAUUGGAAGAUGAUGGUGACGAAGUAAAUAAGAAAGACGAACCAAGACCACGAGAGCAGGACCAAAAAAGGCAUAUUAGCAAGCCACCAGAAUUAGAUGGACAAGCUGGUGCACAGGAAAACCAGUCCUGCUCUGCUCUUCCGACUCCUCCUGCGCAAAGUCAACAUGUUGAGCAUAAUUCCUGUAGUUCUAAGUCUAUUGCUACUCCCGUCUUCGGCACAGGAGGAGCAAGCAAGAGUAGUCGUGGAGGCGAUGCGGCAGUCGUCUUUGUUCCUAAGAACAAUCUCGAUAUCUCCUUCGGCGCAGCCUGCUCAAGUCAAGGUGAUCCAGUGAGUGAACCUAGGACCAACAGUAACAAGAUGAAGAUGCAACGAGCAGGAGGGGAUGGUGGGAUUGAUACUGUCGCUGGAGUAAAUAAAACUGGACUAGAACGAGGACAAGGUGACUCAUGUGGUGGAAACGAAAAGUUGGGAGGUCCUCGUGCUAACUCAGGAGCUCCAAGCUUUGGGGGAGGUGGGAGCCAGGCAUCACAGCCUAGCGAUCUAGUUGUUGGCUCAGCAUCUUCAUCUAGGGUUGUAGUACCAGCUGCAUAUCAACCUCAACAGCCUUCACCAGUUUCACCGCCUGCAGGAGCCAGAAAUUUCAAGAAUUUGACGACGACAGCAGCACUAGCUGCGCCCGGUCAAGUGGGAGCUUCUUCCAGUAGUGGCUCCUCCGCGAACAAGACAAGUAAAAUGCCUAUUCAAGACGUGCUCAGUAGCCUAAGACAGAACACAGUAUCUCCAGGACUGAGUCGUCUCCGCGCUCCCGGAUUCGUAGUGUCGAAGAUCAAAAGCGCCCUCUUUCAGACCGCUGGAGGAGAUGGAUCUGGCGGACAACUAUGUGCAUCGGCUGCUUCUUCUUCUGCAGGGCCAGCUCCAGUAGCACAGUUUGGCACAACAGCACCAGCAGCACCACCAGCGGCAAGUACAACAACUAGAGCCGCGGGUGGGUUAGCCUCUUCACCUCGUGAUGAGGGUAAAAUGAGUAAUAUGCGAGCAGCAAUCCAAAGUAUAUUUAGUCCUAGAGCGCCGCCUGGUGGAGGUCUAGGAGGAGCAGACCCACCAGGCCGCGGAUCCCAACAAGGGGGCCUUGGCUCACAGCUCCGACAUUUCAUAUCGCCUGGAGGUGCAGCAUCGAGGAGACGGUCGAGUAGAUUCUCCUUGUUAGAACUGAGUCCUAUUGCUGCAGUGAGUACCUGCGAAUUGAACGAGUCGCAUUCGCUAAAUAACUCGUUGUUCAUGGCGCAGCCGGAGCGAGGUAGCGGAACCAGCAGGGCUAGUGCCUUAGUGGACGAACUCGCGAGAAAUAGCAAGAUAUUGAAAAACCAAGAAGGAGAACAGAACCAGAUGAAUAAGAUGGCAGCAUUUUCCUCUGUGGCCAGGAAUCUUGUUUUCAAUGCGCCUCCCGAUGCAGGUGAUGCAGAAUUUGCAGCUAACGGCAAGAAUGCUAGGAUAGAAAUAGAGGACGAGGAUGAGCUGGACGAACAGAAGGACCCCCAAGCUAAGAGAAGAAUACAAGACACAGGAGGAGCUGUCGCUUUGGACGAUCCAUUUGCCAGUAACGAGCCCGACGUGCCGGCAUCUGGGGGUGCCAAAGAAGUUGUAGAAGAUCUGACGCAACAGCUGAAACGCUUGCACAGCCGCUCACGCAGUAUAAGCGGUGACUUCUUUUCGCCCGUUCCUGCAGUACCUCCAGGACCUUCAGUGGAGCAAGCAGUUGAAAACGUCAGCUCCGGUCCUAAGAAGAACGUUGCUGCUGCGGUCGUAGUUGCUCCACCUUCAGGAUCUUCAGUUCGCGCCGUAGUGGGCAAGUCUACUUCAUCGGCGAAAGCUUUACAGCCUAACAACGUGGCCAACAAAGCUCCUAGGCUUGUUGGAGGUUGUGCUCUGUCGUCGACCGCACCACCACCAGUAUCUUCUUCCUCACAAAUGCAUAAGAACGGUCCAUCCGCUCUGACGAAGAAGCCCCAACCCCUUCUACACCAACAAAAAACCGCUCAACUACAUCCAUCUACUGGAACACCAUCUCUUCUACACCAACAAAAGUCCACUCAACUACAUCCAUCUUCCGGAAUCGGAACAACUGGUACGGGAGCCACGGGAACGUCGACUACAUUCUUUAGUUCCAAGAUGAAGAAUCUCAAUCUUACACCCAGUCGUUAUAUGACUCCUGCACACAAGUCUGCUAGUUGUACUGCUUACGGAGGAUUGUAUAAUCCUCCCCAGCGCAGCACCCCAGCGUUGAUUCGACCAAGCAUUUUAGACACAGCCUCGCUAGAUGACUUACUUGCGGCACGCGAUAGCAAGGGACCACCAGCAGGCUUGCUUCGGUGUACUUGCGGACGUGUGCACAGAAUGAAACGCCCGUGUCAUGCUCAUCCGCCCACAAAGGGUAAGUAGACGCUGCGAAAACAUUUCGUCGUAGGGAGCCCCUACGUGCAUACUGCAGGAGUGACCAUCGCUCGCAUCAAGAACCUUCUUCGCAACAUGUUGAACUCAGACUUUUUCUUCCAGGUCCUAUUGUUCUCUCACUUCUAGGAUUUUUUCAGCGCUCGCGAUUAAUACUGCUCGUUGUCUGGAAAAUAUAUAUGAUUUGAAGUCCUACCAUUACCAUCUGACUCCUUGAUGAGCAACAUAUUGUUCUUGAUUCUUGAGUGAGUCGUCUUGAAUAUUGUAAGGAGCUGCACAUGAUGGAGAUCCCCUAUUCCAUGUGAGCGCACCACAGACUCCAUUAUGUUACUUAACAACAUCAGCGCUGGCAUGUACGAGUCCUAAGAUGGCGACAGCACACCAGUAUGCAGCUGUGACGACAUCUCUUUCUACUUCUAAAUGUCAUACAACUGGAUCAAAGUGAAGAUCUACAGAAGCAGGCUCGUCGUCCUCGCUGGUGAUAGUAUAUUUUUCAUCAUCUAGAAGUGCUACUAUAUUUUUCAUCAUCUAGAAGUACUAGCUCGACUUGUUCUUCUUUUACUCGCAUCAAACUCGAUCGGCAUCUUGAUACAUACUAGUUGCUGCUCUUCUAGUUCGGAGGAUCAUCGUGGAUUGCCACGCACUUCAUUUACAAGAUUGAACACGAGGUCUCCCCGACUAAAGCAGCGGAAGAAGGAAUUGUGGAAUUUCAAAAGGGAAUUGCAUCUAAGUAGACGCUAUAGAAGAUGUCCUCACUGUGCACAGAAAUGCUCCAAUGCCUAAGCCGCGCGAGACGGGGCAGAAGAGAUAUCACCUGGCACAGCAACAGUUACGGAAUCUUGUUGUACUUAU
Messenger RNA from Amoebophrya sp. A25, 5399 nucleotides. NCBI's taxonomy places the organism in Eukaryota, Dinophyceae, Syndiniales, Amoebophryaceae. The record is from the annotation of a GenBank genome assembly.